Molecule: messenger RNA, 804 nt
Organism: Dujonia railenensis
Lineage: Eukaryota; Fungi; Ascomycota; Pichiomycetes; Serinales; Debaryomycetaceae
Source: the annotation of a GenBank genome assembly
AUGCCCGGCGAUCUUAAUCUCAAAAAGUCAUGGCAUCCUGGAUUGGUCAAAAAUCAGCAGAAACUUUGGCAGCAGGAACAAGAUGCCUUGAAAGAACACAAGAGGAUUAAAGAAAGGCAAAAGGAGAUUGAAGAGGAACGUGAAAAGCAAGACUUAUUGCGGUUACAGUAUGGUGAAGAUUUGUCGAGCUUGCCUAGCGAGAAGAAAUUAGAGAUGAAUAAGCUUGGCUGGAUGUACGAAGAGGGCCCCAAGAAAAAUUCCAGUGGGUUUACUGAGAUGAAUGGAGAGUUUCUCGAUGGUAAGCAGAAAGUGGAAGAUAUGUUGUCUGGAAGGCAGCAGGUUAGCAGUCUGAAAGGUAGUAGGCUAGACAAGCUUGUUUCUGGAGGUAAAACCAAAAGUCAGGAUGAGAAGACAAUAAGCUAUGGUAAAGAUGAUCCGCUAUUGAAGAUUAUGGGAGGGGUAAGGCGGGUAGUCGAAUCAGAUCGUAUGCAAGGUGAAAAAAGGACGAGGGACAUGGACCGUCGACUGAAAGAUGACAGGUAUAGAGAUAGAAAAGAUCGUAAAGAAAGUAGCACGAGUGAUAAGAGUAGGAGUCGAGAUAGAAGUCCCUCUCGCUCUCAUAGGCACUCGUCUCUGAGGUCAUCACAUUCCUCCUCGCACCGCAGCCAUAAGUCGUCAAGGUCGUCUUCACAUCGUUCUGACUCGCCUAAACCACAUCGCUCUGACUCGUCUAGGUCUCAUCGCGCCUCAGAAGCAAGCACCACGUCGACAGCAGCACCUAAACCACCAAAGGUCGACUAUUGA